Oryzias latipes (Japanese medaka) is the source of this 2181-nucleotide messenger RNA. The record is from RefSeq and is a predicted model, not a curated record. NCBI's taxonomy places the organism in Eukaryota, Metazoa, Chordata, Actinopteri, Beloniformes, Adrianichthyidae.
AUGGAGCGCGGCUCUGUUGUGGCCAACCUGGCUGCGGAUCUGGGACUUGAUCUAAAUUCCCUGCAAGACCGAGAGCUCGACGUUGUCAUAGAAAACCCAUUACGCAUCUUCAACAUUGAGCUCGGGAUUACAGACAUAAACGACAAUGCUCCGCAUUUCCGUCGAGACAAAGUCGAGUUGGACGUUUCUGAAUCUGCGGCACCGGGGGAAAGGUUCUCUCUGCCCAACGCUGUGGAUCCAGACGUGGGCAUAAACACUAUUAAAACGUACAAACUCAGCGCGAGCAAACAUUUCACCAUCGAGAUUCAGACGGGCAGUGACAGGACUCAGUAUGUGGAUUUGGUUUUGACCAAAUCUUUAGACAGAGAGGAGACAGCAGCGCACCAUCUAAUCCUGACAGCCGUGGAUGGAGGUGUCCCUGUGCGCUCCGGCACCGCAAUCAUCGUGGUCAGAGUGCAGGAUACGAAUGAUAACCCUCCGCGCUUCGACAAUCAGAUUUACACAAUUAACAUGACAGAAAACACUCCAAUAGGCACCGCAGUGACGAGGCUUAACGCAACAGAUCUCGACGAGGGUCUGAACGCAGAGAUAGUGUACUCAUUCACCCUCUACACGUCAGAAAAAACACAAGAUGUGUUCGCACUAAAUUCAAACACGGGAGACAUAACCGUGAAAGGGAUGAUAGAUUAUGAAGAUAUGAAAAUGUACGAGAUGCACAUCGAGGCCAGAGAUAAAGGGACACACCCACUGCUAGGAUCGUGCAAAGUAGUCGUUUACGUGACAGAUGUGAAUGACAAUUACCCAGAAAUUACCAUUCAGUCUGUCAAAAACACAGUACCUGAAAACAUACCUGUAGGGAGUGUGGUUGCGCUAGUGGAAACAAGUGACAGAGAUAUUGGAGAAAAUGGAAAAGUCAGCAUAUCUAUUCAUCACGCGAUGCCUUUUAUUUUGAAAAAAUCAUCAGAUAAACCGGAACAAUAUGAACUCAUUGUAUCCGAGGCUUUAGACCGUGAGAAGGUCCCAGAAUUUGAAAUUAGGUUGAUUGUAACAGACUCAGGCACGCCCCCCCUGUCUGACAAUGAAACGAUAACAGUACGUUUAUUGGAUGUAAAUGAUAAUGCUCCGAAGUUCCCCAAGUCCACUUAUACCAUCCGUGUGAUGGAGAAUAAUGCUCCUGGGUCCCUGUUGGAGUCUCUGAGUGCAUUUGACCCUGACCUCCAUGAAAACCAGUAUCUGGUUUACGUCAUCAUAGAGAAGGAGAUCGCCAACACCUCCGUGUCCAUGCUGUUCUCCAUCAAUCCAGAGGAUGGGAAACUUUAUGCACUGAAAACCUUUGACUAUGAGAUUGAGAAGGAGUUUCUUUUCCACAUCGAGGCCAGAGACUCUGGCUCUCCUCCUCUCAGCAGUAAUGUGAGCGUCCACAUCAUCAUUGUGGACCAGAACGACAACGCUCCUGUCAUUGUGUCUCCAUGGCGUGCACACGGCUCUGUGGUGGAGGAGAAGAUUCCCAGAUCCACAGAUAAAGGCUCCCUGGUUGCCAAGGUGAUCGCUUUGGACACGGACUCUGUGCACAACUCUCGGAUUACAUACCAGUUCCUCCAGGUGACUGAUGCCACCUUGUUCAGUCUGGACCAAUACAACGGAGAGAUCCGGACCAUGAGGAUGUUCAGUUACAGAGACCCGCGCCACCAGAGACUGGUUGUUGUUGCCAAGGACAACGGGGAGCCGGCUCUCUCUGCUACAGUCACCAUCAAGCUGUCAACAGAGGAGACUGCUGUUAAGGCCUACUCUGACAUGACUGAGGUGCCUCUGGAAUAUGACAUCUUUUCAGACCUCAACCUGUAUCUGGUGAUUGGUCUGGGCUCGGUGUCUUUUCUCCUGCUCAUCACCAUCUUGGUCACCAUCGUGCUGAAGUGUCAGAAAGCCAAGCCCAGCAAAGCGGCUCCUCCCAGCAGGAACAGUGUGAUCAGUGAGAGGAACUCCACCAUCGCAGACUCCACUCUGGUGUCCAACGAUGCCUACUGGUACAGUCUGUUUCUGGCAGAGACCAGGAAAGGGAAGCUGGUGGUUAGACAGCCUGUGCCAAAGGGCUCCAGAUACAUCGUGUCCAGCAUUCCAAGAGGGACAGGACUCACAGACACUAGUGACUCAGCUGCCUCCACUCUGCAGACGGCGCCAUAA